AUGUUGAGCUCGGAUCGACCGCCGGCCGCAUCCGGAAAGCUGUCGAUGACAAGCGGUUUGUCCUGGCAUCAACAACCAGCUCUGUUUUCGCUGGUGGUGAUUCUCGUUGCCCUGAGCGCGGUGGCCACAAGGGCCAGUGAUGUAAACAGCAUGGAAGAUCAGCCAAUACUGUCAGCCUCGACGCAUUUGUGUGGGGGAACUCUGACCGCCAGUCAUGGAACGAUCCAAACGCCUAACUUUCCGGAACGGUUCCCAGUUCCGAUCAGCUGUACCUGGAUCAUCGACGCUUCGGCAGUGGUCGGACCGAACGUUUCGAUUGUGGUUUAUCUUACGCAGCAGUACGUUCUUAGUGGGUUGCGGUUUACCGAGUACAUGUACUAUAGUGAGGACUACAAAGUACCGAGCCGAAACGUGUUCGUGCUGAGUGAAGAUGAUGUGACCAAUGUACCGUGGAUCAAGUUUAACAGUCCUUAUUUGGAGAUUAGGUUCACCAUGGAUAAUCUGUACGGAACGCAUCUAAGGGCACUGGAUCGGUUGUUAGAUGUGUAUGGUUUUAACAUAACCUAUGAAGUGGACUCUGUGAAGCCGUACCAAUGCAAUGCUUUGCAGUGUCGAUUCGUGGGCAAUUGCUAUGCCAAACAUGACUACUCCUCCUACUACUGCGAGUGCUACCCAGGCUUCAGUGGCAUCGACUGUGGCUAUGGACCACUUUGCAAGGAUUCGCACAUCUGUGAAAACGGAGGCACGUGCAAACACAUCGGUGACACCGCAGUCACCUGUAUUUGCCCUCCGGGCUUCAAGGGCAACAAAUGCGAGAUCAGCGAGUACGACGAAAUAACAGGCUGCAAUCUGGAUAGCGGCGAGGACUGCUUUCGCCAAUGUAUUUACACUGAGGAUGGCAGCAAGGACGCUUGCAAAUGUGAUCAAAGCAUAUCGUCUUCCGCUCGUGGUCGGGCGAAAUAUGGGGUGACGGUGCGUUUAGCCAAUUCUUCGUACUUCGAAACAAACGAAAACGGCGAACGGCAACUGAGUGAGCACACGGUCACUCUGCUGGAGAAGCACGUAAGUACUGCACUAUAA
Sabethes cyaneus is the source of this 1080-nucleotide messenger RNA. RefSeq names its product fibropellin-1-like. Lineage: Eukaryota; Metazoa; Arthropoda; Insecta; Diptera; Culicidae. Gene Ontology annotation, cellular component: extracellular region; cell surface. Gene Ontology annotation, biological process: anatomical structure development. The record is from RefSeq and is a predicted model, not a curated record. Gene Ontology annotation, molecular function: signaling receptor binding. Bases 1 to 1080 code for a protein of 359 amino acids. The transcript has 5 exons.